CCUAUAAUUUGCAUUUCAUUGACUAUUACUGAAACUACAAGUAUCCUUUUGAGGAUCCUUGUACAUUUCUUGGUACAUGACACAUCCGUAUAUACUUUGACAUGGUAGACCGGGUAGUCCGGAUCGGCAAAGACUAUUAAUAAGUGCUAGAAUUAUUGAAAGUCUUACGGACUGCAGAGUGCAAAGUCACCUGCGACGACGGUAAUAGUUCUUUGCGCGCAACCGGGAAACUGGAAAAAAAUUGAAGCAUUCUAUCGAUUCUAUCAGAAAACCUUAUAAAAACAACACAUUUUCUGAGAGCAGAAUCAAAUAAGCUUCACUGCACUUGAUUCCACGGGACAUGGGACUGACAACCCCAUCCCUGUAUAAGAAAAAAUAAUAAUAAUGGAUGUCCCGAACUCUCUUAUGGGAAGGCCUGAGUCUAAGUUCUGUGGAACAUUGCGCCGCCAUUAUUAAUAUUUCCGUUAAGUAUACAUAUUUUUUGAAAAUACCUCCAUUUGUUGCGCCAAAAAAAUCCGUCAGAUGGCCAAUGCGGCGGGAACUUCACAAAGGAAUUUGCAUAUCGAAGGCGGCGACAGUCUUUUUUGUUCAGUAUUUCAUCUCAGUUUUAUUUUUGAGAUUUUUUGCGCGUAACACUUAUUAAAAUGAAUCCUGUCGUGCGGUGUUGGAUUAAGAACCUCGAGCACAUGAGGGAAGAUGCAAAGGAUGUAUCAAUUUUGGGAAUAAUUGUGGGAAAAUCAGAGCCAAAAAUCUUCGAAAAUAUGGAUGGAGAUGAAAGAGGAGUUCUCACGUUGACCAUCAGAGAUUCUCCCUAUGAUACAAUAAAUUGUGUUUUUUGGGGAUCCAAGGAUUUUAUCAUGACCACGAGUGAGAAUUACAAAUAUGGCGUUGUGGUGAAUAUAAUGGAGGCAAAGGUAUCUUCACCAUCAGAGCGAUCAAAUUAUCAACCCAAGACAUCUUCGCGCUUCCUCUUGACCAUCAACGAAGGAAAAGGGAGGAUCUAUCUACACACAGGACCUCAAGAUAACUUCAGAAAACUCCUAAAUCUUCCUUUGAAGCCUCUUGGGCUAACAUUGAGUCUCACGGAUGUAAAUGCAAGGGGAGAACUUGCUUCGGGAGACUUUGUGGAUCUCCUUGUGGUUGUGAGGAUGAUCAGGCCACUGAGAGAGAUAAAAACUCGUCAUGGAAGGAUUACUCACUGUCGAGAGAUUGUAGUGAUGGACAAGAGUUUCCCAGGAAUGCUCCUGACCUUUUGGGGAAAGACCUGCGAUGAUAGAAUUAAUUCCUGGAAACCCAUGGAGACUUGUCUAAUCCUCUAUGACAUCAAAAGUGACUAUUCAUCGUUCUAUCGAGCCGUAACUCUCAAUUUUACAUCCAGAACCCUUAUCACGGAGAAUAUUCAAGUUUCCGAAGCAAAAGAAUUGAUUGCUUACGCGGCAACUGUUCCACCGCUUGAAAAAUUUUCCUUCGAAAGCACUGAUUUGCCUAUUCCCGAAGAAAUUCGGACUGUUAUGACUGUCCAACAGAUUCUGGACAGAGCUGAAGGGCAUCUUAUCAGCAAUGAGGAGCAAUUUACAGCUUUAGUUUACGCUGUCAUCACAAAAUUUGACCUAGAUGGCUUUGGGAGGAUUGUCACAGAAAGAUGUUCUUUCUGCAAGAGAAUCACCGACGGCGACUGUUCCGACACAAACUGUGUCAAUCUUCAGUUUCAGACAUCCCAGAAGAAUUCCCUGACCUUUGAGAUUCUCAUGGAUCUCACAGAUCACACAGGAACCUCCACCAAUUGUCGUCUGAUGCGUGAUGCUGCUGAAAAACUUAUUGGAAUGUCACCAGAAGAAUUUCUCAAACUCUCACCUGAACAGAAGACGAAUCUAAAGUGGAAGACUCUCCUAGAACGAUGUGCAGUCAAAGUCGUUGUACGCAAGAAAUCGGUGUAUAGGCCAAGGAUGUGGAUUGGGAUAGUGGAAUGUGUGCUAGCAGAUCAUGACGAUGUGGCUAAAAACAUCAAAGUCUUCUGAGAAAAUUGUGCAAAUAACUCGCAAAAAAUGCGCUGAAUUUGAAAUUGUACCAUUUUCAUUUCAAUUGAAUCAAUAAAAGAAGUUGAUAAACC
Molecule: messenger RNA, 2110 nt
Organism: Phlebotomus papatasi
Lineage: Eukaryota; Metazoa; Arthropoda; Insecta; Diptera; Psychodidae
Gene: hdm
Product: protein hold'em
Exons: 3
Coding region: 645-2018 (457 amino acids)
Biological process (GO): resolution of meiotic recombination intermediates
Molecular function (GO): single-stranded DNA binding; single-stranded DNA 3'-5' DNA exonuclease activity
Source: RefSeq, a predicted model, not a curated record